Blepharisma stoltei is the source of this 650-nucleotide messenger RNA. Lineage: Eukaryota; Ciliophora; Heterotrichea; Heterotrichida; Blepharismidae. The record is from the annotation of a GenBank genome assembly.
AUGUCUGACCCUUGCAACUACGAUUGGAGGUUGGAUCCUCUUGUUCCAAAACCAGAAAUACUUCACGCACCUCCCCCUAGAGAAGAGAAAAAGCCUACUGAUGUCACUGAUUUCCCUAACACCCCUAUGCUAGCAGCAUAUUUUUCUUUCGUGCAAAAUCAUUUUAUAAUAAAUCAUUUAAAUAAGAAAAAUAAAAAAUUUAUUAUAGAAAAAACCAAAAAAUGCUCUUUAUCAGCAUGGAAGUAAAGCAAAAUGUCACUCCAAUGCCUGAAGAGUAUCAUUAUCCAGAAGGAAAAUACAGACCUCCAACAUUACCAAUAAGAGGUGGAUUCAUUCCAACUAAUAUUCAUUUAGAAGCAGGAAAAAUUUAUAAGUGGUGCUCAUGUGGAGCUACUUGGGACGAGCCAUGGUGUGAUCACAAAUGCCAUUAUAUGCUCUCCAGAAAUAGGCCAAUAGCUUUCAACGUUGAUAAGUCAGGAUACUACAAAAUUUGCAACUGCAAGCAGUCAGCAAAUGCACCAUUUUGCAAUGGAACUGAAAGACUUUUGGUGAAAAACUUCUCAAAAACUUAUUUUGGAGCAUAUAGAACAGCCACAGCAGCUGGCUUGGGUCUAUUCUUCUUUGGAGUAUGGUGGAACUUCCGCUCUUAA